CCCAGGCUGUCAGUUUCUGUCUGACAGGGACAGAGAGACGUCCCACUGAUCCAAACUCUCGUGAACUCAUCAAAAAUGGGAAAAAGGAAGAAGUAGAAGACCACAGAGACCAGAGCAGGUGUUGUACAGAUAGCAUGGAGUUAAAUUUAAGAGGAUUUGUAUUUUUGUUGGACAAAUGCAAGUUUCUGCAAAACAAUUUUAAAAGAAACUGUUGGAAUCAAAUCCAGGCGACGUCUUCCUCUCGUGGAUUUUGUGUUUAGUCGACACACUUUCUAACUGAACCAAGGUCUUGUGGAUUAUAACCGAAUUCUUUGGACAUUUUCAAUUCAACUGCAGCUCUAGGCCCACUGAAAGUGCCAUCAGCUGAUUUUUAGUUCCAGAUUUUGUAUCUGUGUUCAUUUUCGUCGUAAUUGUCACCUUAGGAAAGUUAAAUCUUUCUCUUUGGAGUCGAAGAUUUCAGUUCAACUUUUGGACUUUUUAAUUCCCUUGUUUCAUACGCUCUCUUUUAUCUAUUUGUUGCGUUAUAUAGAACAUGUCCAACAUGUUCUCAGAAGAGACUCAGAGUAGUCUUCAGUGAUGAGCGGCUGUUUUAAUGUUGGAAAUGUUACAUCCGAGUUUCAGUGAUUGGUCUCUACGUGAAUGGACUACACACGCCGCCCGGAGCUGAACACGCCGUCUCACCGCGUCGCUUAGAAGUGGAUCACAGAGUCAACACUCGGCCAAAGUAACCAUGGCGUCCCGAGGGAAGCCCAGCCAGGGCCGUGGCCUGUCCUAUCUGUUCCCUUGCUGCUACAGAGACAGCGACCAACCAGAGAUCACGGUGUGUGACAACAUGAACACCAUGGGGGUCCUGGAGCCCCGCCUGCCCAUGCCCCCCCCUCCAGAGCUGGACUCCAUGUUCACUGAGCUGGUGGAUGAACUGGACCUGACAGAUGAGAACAGAGCCACCAUGUUUUCUUUGCCAGCAGAGAAGAAAUGGCAGCUCUACUGCAGUAAGAAAAUGGAGGCCGAGGAGAAUAAAGGAGCAACCAGAUGGCCAGAGUAUUAUAUUGACCAGCUCAGGUCCAUGGCUGCUAGGAGGACUCUCCUGGCACAGGAGGACGAGGAAGAGCAGGGGAGACACACUAUCGUAGACGGUCUCAAGACAGCACUGCGAACGCAGCCAAUGAGGUUUGUGACGCGAUUUAUCGACCUGGAUGGCCUGUCUUGCAUCCUGAAUUUCCUGAAGUCAAUGGACUACGAGACCAGCAACUCUCAGGUCCACACGUCGCUGAUCGGCUGCAUCAAAGCUCUGAUGAACAACUCUCAGGGUAGAGCUCACGUCCUGGGUCACUGCGAGAGCAUUAACAUCAUCGCACAGAGUCUCACCACUGAAAGCAUCAAAACCAAGGUUGCGGUGUUAGAGAUCCUUGGUGCAGUAUGUUUGGUGCCAGGAGGCCACAAGAAAGUACUGGAAGCCAUGAUGCACUACCAGAAAUACGCCUCGGAGAGAACGCGCUUUCAGACCCUGCUGACAGACUUGGACAGGUCCACAGGCCGCUACAGAGAUGAAGUCAGUCUGAAGACCGCCAUCAUGUCCUUCAUCAACGCUGUGCUCAGCCAGGGACCAGGAGAGACCAGUUUGGAGUUCCGUGUCCAUUUGCGCUACGAGUUUCUGAUGUUGGGCAUUCAGCCGAUCAUUGACAAACUCCACUCCAAUGACAACGCCACCCUGAACAGACAUCUAGACUUCUUUGAGAUGUUGAGGAACGAAGACGAGCAUCAGAUGUCCAAACAGUUUGACGUUGUCCACAUAGAAACCAAAAGUGCCAGCCAGAUGUUUGAGCUGAUAAAGAGAAAUCUGAGCCACACUGAAGCUUACCCUCACCUGCUGUCGGCCCUGCAGCACUGUCUCCUCAUGACACGUAAGCAGAACCGCAACACUCUUCAGUACUGGGUGCUGUUGGACCGGAUAGUCCAGCAGCUGGUUCUGCAGACGGACAAAGGUGAAAACCCCGAUGUCGCUCCGCUGGAGGACUUCAACGUAAAAAACAUUGUACGCAUGCUCUGCAAGGAGAACGAGGUCAAUCAAUGGAAAGAACAAGCUGAUAAAAUGAGGAAAGAGCAUCAGAACUUACAGCAGCGCCUGGAGAAGAAAGAGAGGGAGUGUGAGGCCAAGAAUGAGGAGAAAGAAGAGAUGGUGGUGAUGCUGAACAAGAUGAAGGACAAACUGGAGCGAGAGAGUAACGACCACAAGCAGACCCGACUCCGAGUGGAAGAACUGUCGGCUCGGCUGCAGCAGCUCAGCUCGGUUUCUAGUGUUCCUGGUGGACCCCCUGUGACUUCUGGUAGUUUAUUUCCUCCUGGUCCUGUCCCGUUUUCCUCCUCUUCUCUUCCUCUUCCACCACCACCACCUCCUCCUCCUCCAGGAGGCCCACCAGGUUUUGGCGUGGCUCCUCUUGCUCCACCUCUUCCACUCGGACUUUCACUAGGACCUGCCCAGAAGAAGAACAUCCCUCAGCCGUCUAACCCCCUGAAGUCUUUCAACUGGAGCAAACUGCCCGAGAACAAGAUAAAUGGAACCAUCUGGAAAGAGAUCGACGAUGUCAAGGUGUUUAAAGUCCUGGAUCUGGACGAGCUCCAGAGGACCUUCUCCGCCUACCAGAAACCACAAAAGGACGCUGGGGACGAACUCGCUUUAGCGAAGAAGGUUAAGGAGCUGUCAGUAAUUGAUGGUCGCCGAGCUCAGAACUGUAACAUCCUGCUCUCACGGCUGAAGCUGACCAAUGAGGAGAUCCGCAAUGCAAUCCUGACCAUGGAUGAACAGGAAGACUUACCUAAAGACAUGCUGGAGCAGCUCCUGAAGUUUGUACCUGAGAAGAGUGACAUUGAGCUGUUAGAAGAACACAAGCAUGAGCUGGAACGUAUGGCCAAGGCUGACCGCUUCCUCUAUGACAUGAACAGCAUCAACCACUAUCAGCAGAGGCUCCAGGCUCUCUACUUCAAGAAGAAGUUUGCUGAACGAGUGGCUGAAGUCAAACCUAAAAUCCAAGCUCUGAGUCUCGCGUCCAGGGAGUUGCUGCAGAGCGGGUCGCUGCGUCAGCUCCUGGAGGUGGUUCUGGCCUUCGGGAACUACAUGAACAAAGGACAACGGGGAAACGCCUACGGAUUUCAAGUGUCCAGUCUCAACAAGAUAGCUGACACCAAGUCAAGCAUUGACAGUAUGACAGAGUUGGAGAAGGACAUGGGCAAUCUGAGAUCUGGCCUAAAAAGUGUUGAGGCGGAGCUGCAGUACCAGCAGGGCGAAUCCUCUAAGAGUCCUGCCGAUAAGUUUGUCCCUGUGGUCAGUCAGUUCAUCACUGUGGCUUCCUUCAGCUUCUCUGAAGUAGAGGAGUCUCUCAGUGAGGCCAAAGAAGUGUUUGAAAAGGCCCUGAGUCAUUUUGGAGAAGAGCCGUCCAACCUGCAGCCGGAUACGUUCUUUGGGAUCUUCAACACUUUCCUCGCAGCUUUCUCAGAGGCCGAGCAGGACAACGAGAACAUGGCCCGACGCAAGGAGGAGGAGGAGAGACGGGCUCUCUUGGAUGCACAGCUGAAGAAAGACCGGGAACAGAAGGCGAGGAAAGCCAAAGCCAAUGAAGAGGAGGAGGACGGUGAGUUUGAUGACUUGGUGUCCGCCCUGCGCUCCGGAGAGGUGUUUGAAAAGGAUCUGUCCAAAAUGGACCGCAGGAGACAGCGGAGAGGUAACUUGGUGGACGUCGGUCGGGAGAGACCCGUUUCGAAGCUGAACCAGUAACAGCACACCGUCUAACCCUCUGAACGGGUCGUGUCGUUGGCACAGUGACAAGCAGACGCUACAGAUGUUACAAUGUAAUUUAUAAACCAUCAUGAAUGUAUUUUAAUGUAUUGACCUGAAGCAGAACACUGUUCCUUUUUGUGCUGUUAUAAUUAUUGAAUAAGAAUAUUGAUAAUUUACCAAAACAGUCUGUAUGCUUUGACCAGUUUUGAGGAGUUUUAUGUUCUUUACUUAGACAAAAACGAGAAAGAGAAUAGUUACAAAAAGCCACAUAUGUUCUCAGAUAUGUGAUAAUUUAUCAUGUUAUAAUAACCCUUGUAUAUUUGCACUAGUUUGCACAUCUGGUUCAUUUGUAAGUUCUUUCAGAAUUGUAAACAAAAGGAAAUCUAUCUGUUCAUCCUCAUAAAAACAUGAAUCGGUCAAUGUCAAAUUAAUAACCUACCAAAUAAAAAAACUAGGAUUUAGUAACUGUCAUAUUCAAGUUACUUUAAACAACAGUUUGUAAAUAUGAGCACAAUUGUAUCCUGCAGAAAUUGCAUUAAUUGCACUAAUGUAUUAAUUUUUAAUAUUUCAAAUUAUUUUGAACCAAACACUUUUUUAUUUUUGGGGCGGAUUGCAUUGAAAAAAAAAGAAGAUAAUUAUAAUUGUUUUUCUCUAAAUAACCGUCCAUACCAAGAAAUUUAGCUAAUACAAGAACAACGUGAGCAUCUUCGGAUCCGUGGAUGAACGAUACCGCUCUGUCAAAAGUGGAGUUGAGAUGGAUUUUGAUUGGCUGUCAGUGUUUGUUUUUUCUUUUUUGAAAAUGUCCUCAAGCUGAUCCCAACUGUCGUCGUCAUAGUUGGGUUGUGGACUCCAUCAUUCACUUGAUUCAAUUUUUCAAGCAAUACAAUGCACAUAAGGUGAAAAUCCCAUGAAUCGGGGAGAAUUGAGAAUGUGUUGAUCCAUUUGCAAACUACGUUGCAAAUAUAUACUUGAACGCAUAAUUGCUUAAGUGUAGAAUGAAAAGAACAUUCUAUAGUUUAUGUAAUGUUGAAAGUAAGACGUUAGAACAACAACAUAAAAGACAUGCAUCCUAGGUAGGACUACAGUUGAAAAACAGCCAAUUGGCUCACACUGGCGCAUUUACAGAAAUGUUCAUUAAUAAGCAUUGUCCUAAUCAAGUAAAUAAGAUAAAUAACCAAACGGCGCUAUAUCAACGUUGAUUGGCUUUGCAAAAUUUGAACCAAAUUCACCCAGGGAUUAAGACGUGAUUAGAUUAAUACGUUGAAAAGAACAAUGUUGUCAUAUGAACAUUUAUUCACUUUGCAAAAUCAAAACUAAAUUCAACCUUGGUCCCUGUCGUUGUUUCAACUGUGAAUAAACCUUGAAAUGCCGUCUGGGAAUAUAUUUAUUGUUGUAGUUGUUGGUGUGAACGGUUCUUAACCAAGGAUCAGUAUUAUCAGUUGAAACAGGUAUAAAUACAAAUAUCCAGUUGUGUUAUUUAAAAGAAUUACAGCCCCUAAAAUAGUCCAUAUAUAUACACUCUAAGAAAUAACUGUAAAUUAACAGUUUUAUGACUGCAAAUUUUAACAGAAAUUGUCCCUUGUACGUGAUUCACAGGUAUAUUUCUGUUAAUUUACAAUAUAACAGAAAGUGUGUGUUUUCUUUUUUUUACCAUUGACACAGUUAUUUAACUGUUUUUUAAGCACAGUAGAAAGUCCAGGUAAUGAGCUGCCAGUACUGUUUCUGUUAUUUUACGGAUUUAUUUCUUAGAGUGUAGACCAGACAUCAUGCGUCUAACGCUAGCGUUUCAAUCAAAUACGUGUAGACGUCCAGAUAACCAAUAGUUGGGUCAUUAGUCCACAAUGUUUGAAGCAGAGCCCCAUUCAUUCCUAAUGGAGUUAAUCUGUGGCUAAUAAAGCCAAAAAACCUUUAACUUCCUCGUAUUAAAUGGUCUGAUUCUGGCGAUGCAUUCGCCCAUAAUGCAGACGCAUUAGAGAUCCCCUAAAUCUAGAUUUCCCAAAUGUUAUCAGAGCAAAUGGAUCCAAUUCUGAGAGUAAAACGCAUCAUGGUUUUUGGGUUGUGAAGCUCGAAAAAAACGAUCCACUGAUUUACAAACUUCUCUUUUGCCAUGUAAGUCCAUGGGGAAAAUAAUUUUUGGCCCCAACUGCACCACAUAGAAUUUGUAAUUCCAUUGUUUGGCCAAUAUGUCAAAUUGGUUUCAUAGUCCUGUGCAGGAUCUUCGGUUUCCUCCUCAAAAAUGGCGCGUCCAUGGCGUUAUGCAAAGUAGCCGUAUGUGCCGGUCUGAUCUCUGUGUGACCAUGUGUUGGUGAAUAAGCUGAGGAAUGAGUCUGAGGAUGCAGAUUUAGCGCUCUGUUUUUGUGUUGCUGCUUAUUUUGACAAUGAGUAUGAUGUCCUAGGUUUAAUAGUGAA
Molecule: messenger RNA, 6184 nt
Organism: Etheostoma spectabile (orangethroat darter)
Lineage: Eukaryota; Metazoa; Chordata; Actinopteri; Perciformes; Percidae
Gene: daam1a
Product: dishevelled associated activator of morphogenesis 1a
Biological process (GO): actin cytoskeleton organization
Cellular component (GO): stress fiber
Molecular function (GO): actin binding; small GTPase binding
Source: RefSeq, a predicted model, not a curated record